AUGGCUUCAUUCACACUGCUUGCUCGUCCCAUGUUUUUGCCCUUCCAGGCCUCUUCAAAAUUCUGGGCCAGAUCUUCUUCUUCGACCCCUGACUUUAUUCGUCCUCCCGGGCCCAUCUCUUCCUGGACCCGAGAUGAAUACAACGCAUAUAAGCCAUGGAAAUACGCCACAAAUACCGAAUAUCGUCAAAGACUUCAGAAAUCUGCUCUACACUAUGCCAAUCAUCGAUACGACACGGACCCAAUUUGGCGCCGGAAGAUAAUCGAAGGUCAUGCCCAGAGGAUCAAACAACGAUACGCCAACGAUGCUGAUUAUCGACAAGCUCAUAGACUGCGUGCCAACGAGCGCUGGGCUAACGACACUGACUAUCGCCAAGCUAUGCUCCAGCGCUAUAGGGAGCGAUACAGGACCGAUCCCGAGCACCAUGACAUUGUGAAGCAACGUGCCAUUGACCGGUAUGCAAACGAUCCUGAGUAUCGGGAGGCUACGAAACAACGAGCUAGAGAGAGGUACUGGCGGAACAAAUUUGAGCUUCCCACUGAUCACUCUCAACAACGGUCCUUAGAUCAGUCAGAACCUCGAGACAAGUCAAACAAAUCAAAAAUGACUGGUCUCUGA
This is a messenger RNA of Aureobasidium melanogenum CBS 110374, 618 nucleotides long. RefSeq lists its product as uncharacterized. Bases 1 to 618 code for a protein of 205 amino acids. The transcript has a single exon. The record is from RefSeq and is a predicted model, not a curated record. NCBI's taxonomy places the organism in Eukaryota, Fungi, Ascomycota, Dothideomycetes, Dothideales, Saccotheciaceae.